AUGUCUGUGAAGAGGAAAGCAGAAGGAGCGAUCCCGGCUGAGGAGAGCGACCAGCUUCUUAUCAGACCUCUAGGAGCUGGACAAGAAGUUGGAAGAUCAUGUAUUAUUUUAGAAUUCAAAGGAAGAAAAAUUAUGCUGGACUGUGGGAUUCACCCUGGCUUAGAAGGAAUGGAUGCCCUACCAUAUAUUGAUUUGAUUGAUCCUGCAGAGAUUGAUUUACUUCUAAUUAGUCAUUUCCAUUUGGAUCACUGUGGAGCUCUACCUUGGUUUCUCCAGAAGACCAGCUUUAAAGGCAGAACCUUUAUGACGCAUGCCACUAAGGCGAUAUACCGAUGGCUUUUGUCUGAUUAUGUAAAAGUCAGUAAUAUCUCUGCAGACGACAUGCUAUAUACAGAGACUGACUUGGAGGAAAGCAUGGACAAAAUCGAGACUAUCAAUUUCCAUGAAGUGAAAGAAGUAGCUGGAAUAAAGUUCUGGUGCUACCAUGCUGGCCAUGUUUUGGGAGCUGCCAUGUUUAUGAUAGAAAUUGCAGGUGUUAAAUUGCUGUACACUGGUGAUUUCUCCAGACAAGAGGACAGACAUCUAAUGGCAGCUGAAAUCCCAAAUAUCAAGCCAGAUAUUCUUAUUAUUGAGUCCACAUAUGGCACACACAUACAUGAAAAGCGAGAGGAGAGGGAAGCACGCUUCUGUAACACUGUGCAUGAUAUUGUAAACCGAGGAGGAAGAGCUCUCAUCCCUGUGUUUGCUUUGGGGAGAGCACAGGAGCUUCUGUUGAUAUUAGAUGAAUACUGGCAGAAUCACCCUGAGCUCCAUGACAUCCCUAUCUACUAUGCCUCUUCCCUGGCAAAGAAAUGUAUGGCCGUCUACCAGACUUAUGUCAAUGCCAUGAACGACAAAAUCCGCAAACAGAUCAACAUCAACAACCCCUUUGUCUUUAAACACAUCAGCAAUCUCAAGAGCAUGGAUCAUUUUGAUGACAUUGGGCCCAGUGUGGUUAUGGCAUCCCCUGGUAUGAUGCAGAGUGGUCUAUCCCGUGAGCUGUUUGAGAGCUGGUGUACAGACAAGAGGAAUGGAGUCAUUAUCGCCGGAUACUGUGUAGAAGGCACCCUGGCAAAACAUAUCAUGUCUGAGCCUGAGGAAGUCACCACCAUGUCUGGGCAGAAGCUACCUUUGAAAAUGUCUGUAGAUUACAUCUCAUUCUCAGCACAUACAGACUACCAACAGACCAGUGAGUUCAUCAGGGCCCUCAAACCUCCCCAUGUGAUCUUGGUACAUGGGGAACAGAAUGAAAUGGCCCGUCUUAAAGCUGCAAUUAUCCGGGAAUAUGAAGACAAUGAGGAAGUUGACAUUGAGGUUCACAACCCCAGAAACACAGAAGCUGUGUCUCUAAACUUCAGAGGAGAGAAGCUAGCUAAGGUGAUGGGCAGUCUUGCAGAUAAGAAACCAGAACAAGGUCAAAGGAUUUCGGGUAUCCUUGUUAAGAGAAACUUUAACUAUCACAUCCUUUCUCCAAGUGACCUUUCCAGUUACACUGACCUGGCCAUGAGUACUGUAACCCAGACACAAGCCAUUCCAUAUACUGGCCCCUUUAACUUGUUAUCUUACCAGUUACAGCAGCUCACGGGGGAAGUGGAGGAGAUUGAAAUGAAUGAUAAGGACUGUUUAAGAGUCUUUAAAGCAAUCACUUUGAUAAAGGAACAAGGCAUGGUGAUGCUGGAGUGGGUGGCCAAUCCGACGAAUGAUAUGUAUGCGGACACUGUUGCCAGUGUCAUCCUGGAACUGCAGUCCAACCCCCGGUCACAUAAAGCUGCGUCACACAGAUCUAGUAAAGAAGUUGAAAAGGAAGCCUACUAUAAAAGACUGGAGAUCAUGCUGCAGGAUAUGUUUGGUGAGGAGUGUGUGAGUAAUAACAAUGGCUCCACCAUCACCGUGACUGUGGAUGGUAAGACGGCCGUCUUAUCUCUGGAAACAAGGGUAGGUGGUUUAUAA
Molecule: messenger RNA, 1989 nt
Organism: Staurois parvus
Lineage: Eukaryota; Metazoa; Chordata; Amphibia; Anura; Ranidae
Source: the annotation of a GenBank genome assembly